Messenger RNA from Pyrus x bretschneideri (Chinese white pear), 795 nucleotides. RefSeq names its product organ-specific protein P4. Lineage: Eukaryota; Viridiplantae; Streptophyta; Magnoliopsida; Rosales; Rosaceae. The record is from RefSeq and is a predicted model, not a curated record. Bases 92 to 511 code for a protein of 139 amino acids. The transcript is spliced from 2 exons.
UUACUCUCCUCCCAAAUUAUCUAUAAGUAGUCUGAGUUUUCAUAACAUUAAACAUACGACUACAAGCAUUUCUUUUGAAUACAAUUCAAACAUGAAGUCCCUUUGUGCCACCUUAGCUCUCUUCUCUAUUCUUUUGUUUGCUAAAACUAUUGAAUCAAGAGGAGGUGUAGGAGAAUACUGGAAAACUGUUAUGAAUGAGCAAUCUAUGCCCCAAGCAAUUGGAGGCCUACUUGGUGAUGUUCCUGAUUCAACACCAAAAAAGAAAGCCGACGACUGCCAUGAAAACAUGAAAAAACCAUUCGUUGGGACUGAGGAAUUUGAGCCAAGGCCCAAUGUUUCAUCUUACCAUGAUGGUGAAAGCAAAGCAGAGAACUCUACCAAAGACACUGACUCUCUCCCCAAGUCUCAGGCUUUCCAUGACAAGAAGCCAUUUGUAGCAAAAGAAGAGAAGCAGUCAUCAUUUGAUGAAGAUUUUGAGCCAAGGCCAAAUAUUUCUGUUUACAAUGAGUAAGAGGAACAUGAAGUGAAUUCGUGCAAAAUCUGGUCCUUUUUUUAAAAUAUAAUAAGCUUGUGGUUAGUGAUAGCGAGCACUGUAAUGUAUGUUAAGUUUAUGCUGGAAAUCUUUCCCACAGCUUCUUUGUAUCAGAAAAUAAAAAGGCCAUUGGUCCUGAGGGAAGUGGCUUUAUGACUGUAAGGUAUGUGUGGUUUGGUGUUUAUGUGUCAAGCUAGCUAAGUCAUGAAUGUAAUUUGCCCCAAAAUUAAGAAAUAAAUAGCUUUGGGCGCAAUUCACUGUGA